This is a messenger RNA of Oreochromis niloticus (Nile tilapia), 2429 nucleotides long. RefSeq lists its product as uncharacterized. The transcript has 5 exons. The coding region runs from base 610 to 1305 and encodes 231 amino acids. NCBI's taxonomy places the organism in Eukaryota, Metazoa, Chordata, Actinopteri, Cichliformes, Cichlidae. The record is from RefSeq and is a predicted model, not a curated record.
ACAGACGCAGCAGCUUACAGCAGCUCUCCCUAUUUGUGCCUUCUUGUAUGUUUAUUGUGCUUAUUGUACAUUGUACGUGCGUCUACCUGCACAACUGGACGUUACAGUCGUCUGGAGUUAUCGGACAUCGGUUUCCAAACGAAGAUGACCAUCUCCAUCGCACACUCAACAUUCCGGACAGGAUAGCGAGACCAGCGGGAUCUCCGUGGAUUGUUGUCGGAUCAAACAGGCGAUGCAGAUGGCAAAGAGAGAAGAAGCAAAAGCGAGGCUGCAGGGCUGGACUACUGGCUAGGCUAAGGAAGCAGCCACUCAGACCUCCACUGCCGAGCCUCUACCUUACAAACGACAGAUCCAUGGUACACAAGAGGGACGAUUUGGAUAUACAGCUGGCUGGAAAUCAUUAUGUUCAGGACUGCUGGGUGCUUAUCAUUACCGAGACUUGGCUAUGUACACAAAUCCCGGAUGCCACGGUGCAGCUAGAGGCCGCAUGCUACACAGAUGGGACAGGAACAGUGACUCCGGGAAGAACAGAGGAGGGGGGCUCUGCAUCUAAAUGCACAAAGGUUGGUGUAACAACAGCACUGUUGUGGACACUGCUCUCCUGACCUCAUGACGGUGAGGUGCAGACCUUUUUGCACAGCAAACACAGCUCUCUCUCUGCUGCUAAAUGCCAUCACUUCUCACCAGCGCACCCACCCUAAUGAUGCUGUUGUGAAAACAAUUGGGAAGCAACCAGAUGUCACUCAAAUAUGCACCAAUGGAGCACAGACUAUCAUCACACUGAUAGUUUGUACGAUCAGAACUCAGAGAAGCAGAGGAGAAAAUUGUAGUCUGCUGUAUGAAUAUGCACGAGGCUUUGAGAACAAAUGUGACUCCAGGUUCACACUGAUGAAAGAAAAUCAGACUGUGUUUCUCCACCUGAUCAAUUUAACAUCACAGGACAGUGGGAGCUACACCUGUCAGUGUACAACUAUUGAUGGAACAAAAAUUCUCCAUCUUAAUGUCACUGUGGAUGGUAAACAAGAACUAAGCAGCAGGUCUGGAACAGAAACAGUUCCUCUUACACUGAUUUGUGUAACUGUGUUCAUCAUUGUGAGUUUAGUUAUCUUUGGAUUUAUUCACGCACGACUGCGCCAGAGUUGCUGUUCAAGGUCAGAAAUAUCUGGACUAUCAGUGAAUGAGAAUCACGGGUCUUUGGAUGAAGAUGUCCAAGAUGAUUCUUACACAAACCUUCAGCAUCCAACAAAUGAUGUCUACCAAACUAUCACCUCAGAUCACCCUCAGCAUCACAUCACUACAAAUUAAGAAUAUUAAGUGUCUGUUGUUGUGAUUAUUCAGCCAGAAGAACAGAAGCUGUCAGAAGCUGACAACGUUUAAACAUUUUGAAACAUGUAAAACUGCACAUGUACACAUGAGUAAUAUUGGUCUGAUAUAAAUAUUUUUGGAUUAUCAUUAUGACAAGACACCUCAUUUACUCUGGACACAUGUUUUAUAAUAACUGAGGUCAUUCAGUCUUAACACUCCAACUCUGUGAAACAGGUUCACAGAUGCGUCCUUUUGCAAAUACAAACUAACUGUGUCAAUAUGAAUCCUUGUGUUUUUGAAAGUUUAUGAAAACUAACAUUUCACCAUCGUCCGCUCUUAAUUCCAGACAUGAGUUUGUUUCUAAACUAAAACUAAACAGUUAAAGACAGAGAAAAACUCUUCCUGGGUUUUUCUUCUGUAUUCAUGUGUUUACUCACUAUUUUAACCUUUAAGGCAUACAAACAUAUGAGAAUUUGAGGUGUAAAUUACUGAGGGGUGCAGGUCUUUUUUUCUAUAAGUAGUUCUACAUGAUACUCACAGACACAGUUACUUCCUGAUCAGUAUGGUCAUACAGAAACUCUGCUGUGCUGCUUCUGAAUCUACUUCUGUUUAAGCUGUGAAGAUAAUAUCUAUAUAUUAAAUUUUGAGUUAGUAAAUUUCAACAAACAUGGCAGUUAAAUGUGUGACACGCCCACUGAGAUGAAAAUGAGUAUGUUUAGUUUUUGUGUGUGAUUCUGCUCAGUGUUUUACUUUUAAAGGGCCUUUAACUUAAAGCAGAAGUGAUCAUCCAUAUACUUCCUUUGCAGAAGCAUCCUACCAGCAUGAAACGCUGUGAGAGAUAUAAGAGUUUUAUGUAACUCCUUGAGUUUGCUUAGUGAUUUACUUUGAGAGAGUUUUAAUAUGAGAGCAGAAGCGGCCACGUGUUUAUAGAAGCAUUCUGACAAAGAUGGACCUCUGUAAAAGUUCUUUCUUUGAGGUUUAUUAACAACUCUCAGUACAACAUCGUCUGUACUGUCAGCAGCAGUUACUGUGACUUGGACACCUGGACAAAUAUUGAUGCACUGAAGCUGUACUGUAUUCUGCUUCUACCACUAACUGCAUGCUCACAAGAUUUAGGAGGAGGU